UGGAGACGAAGGAAUCUCUCUUUCCAUCCCUCCACCGUCCCUCUCACGCUAUUCUCCUCCUCCCUCCACUAUAUAUCUAUAUACCUCUCUCUCUCUCUCUCUCUCUAUGUGCAUACUUAAUUGCGGAAAGCUUUUUGAGAUGCCUCAUCGUUGGGCCGCCGCCCCCGUCCUCUGCUCCACCCCACUCCCUUCCUUUCCAACCUCACCUCCCCUUUACAUCCCUUCCUUUUCACAUCCUGUUCCCUCAGAGUCCAUUCUCUUCCCCCCUUCCUCUUGGUGGUGGAAUCGCGGCACCGGUUCCGGCCGCCGCAAUGGCCUCUUCCAACUCCAGCUGCCACUCCCGGCCUCGCGUCCAAGGACAUACAGCUCCAUCAUUUAUUGAGAGAAGGUCUCGCUUCAUGAGGUGGCUCCGCAAGCUUUUCAAAGGAACAGAUGCUGGAGUGUCAAAUGGAGACCAUUCAAGUGUAACUGGGGGAGAGAACUCAUUGCAUAAACCAGUCAAACCAGUGGAUGACCAAUCGAAGGGUGAAAAUGAAGAUUUGGAUCAUGCGAUUGCCCUUUCUCUUGCAGAGGAUGCCAAGAAACCUAAUGGAUACAAGGGCCAGGGAAAUGAUGAUGAUGAGCUAGCUAAAGCUAUCCAAGAAAGUUUGAGCAUGCCCUCAUCUCAACCAUAUCAACCUGUACAGUUUUUGCCAAGAGGAUAUAGAAUCUGUGGUGUUUGUCACAAUGAAAUAGGUUGUGGACAUUACUUAAGCUGCAUGGGAAUCUUUUGGCACCCACAAUGCUUUCGAUGUUAUGCUUGUGGUCAGCUUAUUCAUGAGGCUGAGUUUUCUUUGUCAGGCAGUAAUCCAUACCACAAGUUGUGUUAUAAGGAGUUGCAUCACCCCAAAUGUGAUGUCUGCCAUGAAUUUAUACCAACAAACAGGGCUGGUUUAAUUGAGUAUAGAGCUCACCCCUUUUGGGGCCAAAAAUAUUGUCCUUCACAUGAACAUGACCGCACACCUCGAUGCUGUAGUUGUGAGAGAAUGGAGUCAAGAAGUACUAGAUAUAUCUCUCUAGGAGAAGGCCGUAGCUUGUGCAUAGAAUGUCUUGAUUCUGCCAUCAUGGAUGCUGGUGACUGUCAAGCCCUGUACCAUUCAAUUAGAGAUUACUAUGAAGGACUGUACAUGAGAAUAGAUCAACAAAUUCCAAUGCUAUUGGUUGAAAGGCAGGCUCUUAAUGAAGCCAUAGAAGGAGAGAAAGAUGGUCAUCACCACAAGCCCGAAAUAAGAGGCUUAUGUCUUACUGAGGAACGAACAAUUAGCAGUAUACAUAAAAGGCCAAGAAUUUGGGGAAACAGAAUUCUGGACAUGCGGACUUGCCCACAGAAGUUGACCCGUAAAUGUGAAGUUACUGCAAUUCUCGUUUUGUAUGGCCUUCCCAGACUAUUAACAGGUUCGAUCCUUGCUCAUGAGCUAAUGCAUGGUUGGUUACGUCUCAAAGGCUACCGUAAUUUAAGCGCCGAGGUGGAGGAAGGCAUCUGUCAGGCUCUUUCCCAUAUGUGGCUUGAAUCUGAGGUGAUGCCAGGGUCAACAACUUUGCCAUCCUCAUCCAAUUACGCCUCAUCAUCUUCUUCUUCUUCUUCGUCGUCAUCAUCCUGGAUGCCAUUGUCAAAGAAAACAGGGAAGUCGGAUAUUGAGAAGAAGCUUGGUCAAUUCUUCAUGUACCAAAUUGCUCAUGACACUUCAACAGCCUAUGGUGAAGGUUUCAGAGCUGCCAAUGCAGCUGUUAAUAAAUAUGGGCUUCCGCGAACCCUGGACCAUAUCCGCUUAACACGAAGCUUUCCUACAUGAAAAUGACUUCUCUUGCUGUGAGCAGUUAUUGCAAAGAGUGAGUUGCUCAUGCACGGUUUGGCUCACAAGUCCCAUAAUUUUUCUUGGGGAGCCACAUGGUUGAUACUGCUUUAUGUUUCAAGUAAAAGCAGCAGCUGCAAUACUAAGUUCCAAACAAUAUUUUAUAUAUAAAUUAUCCAAUGUCUGGUUUACAAGGAUGUAAAUAAUA
Musa acuminata AAA Group (dessert banana) is the source of this 2040-nucleotide messenger RNA. RefSeq names its product LIM domain-containing protein HDR3-like. NCBI's taxonomy places the organism in Eukaryota, Viridiplantae, Streptophyta, Magnoliopsida, Zingiberales, Musaceae. The coding region runs from base 312 to 1832 and encodes 506 amino acids. Gene Ontology annotation, molecular function: ubiquitin binding. The record is from RefSeq and is a predicted model, not a curated record. The transcript is spliced from 12 exons.